AUGCACAAACCUGUUGCAGUCGGCCGUCAUGGUUUGCACGCGAGAUAUCUUAGGCGUGUGUUGUGUGGUCAGGGCGUGUCGUGCUGCCGGCAGCUGAGCUCCGUGCUGGCUUGGCUGUGGGGCGAGCUGGCGUGCGGCGCGGCCAGCGCUGGCGCGCGCGCCCCGCUCGCCCCGCGCACCUCGCACAUACACACGCUCUUCUCGCACAGAAUCUGGGCCAAACAAACAUUGAAUCAAGCGCCGAAAACUAAUUCCACCGCAGCCUCGGCGAGGGGCUGCACCGCUGCGAGGACGAAGCACAACGGCGUCGCCAAACUGGAUUCCGACAGCAAGGGCCCGCGACACUCCCUCGCGCAGUCCGAGCCCUCCACCGAGUCCGCGGACUCGGACGACGACCUGCACAUCCUGAACAAGUCCGUGUCCAUCAAAGUACAGUAUAUGAAGCACCACGCGUGUGUGAAAGGUGAAAGUGAGAUUGUUGAAAAGUUGUGCUCCUAA
Messenger RNA from Papilio polytes (common Mormon), 498 nucleotides. RefSeq lists its product as uncharacterized. Lineage: Eukaryota; Metazoa; Arthropoda; Insecta; Lepidoptera; Papilionidae. The record is from RefSeq and is a predicted model, not a curated record. The coding region runs from base 1 to 498 and encodes 165 amino acids. The transcript is spliced from 5 exons.